UAUUCUCCAUAUGGCAAAACCCCUUCUUUAUUUCCUUGAUGUACCGUGCUGCCUCUCACCUCCAAGAAUUUGUACUGAGAUUCCAGAACACUCUUCCUGCCUCUUUCUUGAUUCAAUCCUACCCUUUAGGAUUCAGCUUCAAUCAUGUCCUGUAUAAGGACCCCCAAGUCAAGGCUGGAUUCUCUUCCUAUGUAUUCCCCCUUUGCCCAGUGUUUCCCACCAUAACAGCAGUUGUAUUCUGUCAUAAUACUCUGUUUACAUUCCUCUGCCCUCCCCUACCCUUAAGUUUCCUGAGAGCAGAGACCGUGUUAAUCGGGUUCACCAUUUCUAUCUCUAGCAUCAGUCAGGCAAAGUGUCAGGGACACCACAGUCACCCAAUUAAAUUUCUGAUAAUUCGGUAUUUUAAAUACAGGUCUUGAAGUUAAGUGCUAAGCCAUCUAACACAGAAAUUAAAAAUAUAUAACCUUAGAAGGUAAUGUAGCUAGUGUUUUAAAAUUGAUCUUAUUGUCUCUGAAUAUAAAAUAAGAGGUUGAAGAUGUUUGGAGCAAGGGCAGCAGCAACCUUGAUGAAUGCCUUGAACUUCAGUAAUCCUUUCCUAGUAACUACUGUCAAGGUCACAUUCGUUUACACCAUUCUUACUAAUUCUGAGAGAAAGACUCCUGACUUGAAAGAGCUACUUCUAAGCUAUCUUAGAAAUGUAAGAUUCUUCAAAGAAACUUGAAAUCACAAAGCAACCUAAACAAAUUCCCGGAACUUGGAUUUGCCUGAUAGGGUGCAGAUAUUACUUAGGCCUCUGAGCGUCGCUGUUGACCACCCAAGAAGUAAAAGCCUGCAACACCUCCGAUCCUACACUACCGCGGCCACAACAAAAGGGCUGGGCAUUUCACCGCAAGCUUCCGCGUGGCUAGGAAAUUCAGUCCCCAGCCCACUAGUUCUCUCCACAGUGAGCUGGACCCCGUGAAUGCUGGUCACCCCAGACCCUGAGGAAUAAAGAUCCCGCACUGUAUGCUGGAAGUUGCCUCGGAGAAAAGACUGCGACAGAAGGAAUGGCGGUUCUGCAAAAAUUGCCACAACGCGGAAAACUGGUCCUGCUGUAUCUCCUUUCGGCGGCUCUGUGGGAGGCUGGAGUUGGGCAGCUGCGUUACUCUGUGUUAGAAGAGAUCGACAAAGGCUCCUUCGUGGGCAGCAUCGCCAAGGACUUGGGUUUGGAACCCCUGGUACUGGUGGAACGCGGCGUUCGCGUCGUCUCCAGAGGUAGGACGCAGCUCUUUGCUCUCAAUCCCCGGAGCGGCAGCUUGGUCACGGCGGGCAGGGUAGACCGGGAGGAGCUCUGCGCUCAGAGUGCGCGGUGUCUGGUGAACUUUAACAUUCUUUUGGAAGAUAAAUUGACUAUAUAUUCAGUAGAAGUGGAAAUAACAGAUAUUAAUGAUAAUGCCCCUCGGUUUGGAGUAGAGGAACUGGAGCUAAAAAUCAGUGAAACAACUACGCCGGGAUUUCGGAUUCCUCUGAAGAGUGCUCAUGAUGCGGACGUAGGAGAGAACACUCUCCAGAAGUAUGAACUUAACCCAAAUGACCUCUUCUCCCUGGAUGUGCGAAGCGGGACGGAUGGGAACAAGUAUCCAGAGCUGGUGCUGGAGCGCUACCUCGACCGCGAGGAAGAGGCUGUUCACCACCUCAUUCUCGUGGCUUUGGACGGGGGUGACCCAGUCCGAUCUGGCACCUCCCGCAUCCGCGUAAUGGUCCUGGAUGUGAACGACAACGCACCCGUUUUUACACAGCCUGAAUACCACGUAAGUGUUCCAGAGAAUAUUCCCGUAGGCACCCGGAUACUCACAGUGACCGCCACUGAUGCAGAUGAGGGAUACAAUGCUCAAGUGGCAUAUUUUCAAGAGAAAAACCCUGGGAAACCCUCAGAGAUAUUUGAGCUCGAGUCAGCAUCUGGAGAUAUAGCAAUCAUAAAAAGUCUAGAUUAUGAGGAUGCCAAAUUCCAUGAAAUUGAUAUUGAAGCUCAGGAUGGUCCAGGCCUUCUGACAAGAACGAAGGUUAUUGUCACAGUUCUGGAUGUGAAUGACAAUGCCCCAGAAUUUUACAUGACCACUGCUACUAGCUCAGUCUCCGAAGACUCUCCUCCAGGAACCAUAAUUGCACUUUUCAACGUACAUGAUAGAGACUCUGGUCAGAAUGCAUUUAUCACAUGUUCACUCCCAGAGGACAUUCCUUUCAAGUUAGAAAGGUCAGUGGACAAUUACCACCGACUAGUUACAACCAGAGCCCUUGACAGGGAGCAGUUUUCCUCUUACAACAUCACUGUGACUGCUAAAGAUGGAGGGAACCCGUCUCUGUCCACAGAUGCUCACAUUUUGCUGCAAGUGGCAGACAUCAAUGACAACCCGCCCACCUUUUUUCACUCCUCCUACUCUGCCUACAUUCCUGAAAACAACCCCAGAGGAGCCUCCAUCAUCUCUGUGAAGGCCCACGACCCUGACAGCGACCACAACGCCCACGUAACUUACUCCUUGACUGAGUACACCCUUCAGGGGGCACCCCUGUCGUCCUACAUCUCCAUCAACUCUGACACCGGUGUUCUAUACGCGCUGCGCUCCUUUGACUAUGAGCAAUUUCAAGAACUUCAAUUGUGGGUGACAGCACAGGACAGCGGGAACCCACCUCUUGGUAGCAAUGUGUCUCUGAGCCUAUUUGUUCUGGAUCAAAAUGACAACACACCGGAGAUCCUGUACCCCGCCCUCCCCACAGACGGUUCCACUGGUGUGGAGCUGGCACCUCGCUCUGCAGAACCCGGCUACCUAGUGACCAAGGUGGUGGCUGUGGACAGAGACUCAGGCCAGAACGCCUGGCUGUCCUACCGCCUGCUCAAGGCCAGCGAGCCAGGGCUCUUUGUGGUGGGGCUGCACACGGGGGAGGUGCGCACUGCGCGUGCCCUGCUGGACAGAGAUGCACUCAAGCAGAGUCUGGUGGUGGCUGUUCAGGAUCAUGGACAGCCCCCUCUCUCGGCCACUGUCACCCUCACCGUGGCCGUGGCUGACAGCAUCCCAGAUGUCCUGGCCGACCUGGGCAAUCUGGAGCCCUCCACCCAUCCUGAUGACUCCAGCCUCACGCUGUACCUAGUGGUGGCAGUGACCGCAGUCUCCUGCGUCUUCCUCGCCUUUGUCAUCGUGCUGCUGGCACUCAGGCUCAGGCGCUGGCACACAUCACGUCUGCUCCAGGCUUCGGGAGAGGGUUUGGCAAGUGUGCCCACCUCACACUUUGUGGGCGUGGACGGGGUGCGGGCGUUCCUGCAGACCUAUUCCCACGAGGUCUCCCUCACUGCGGACUCUCGGAAGAGUCACCUGAUCUUCCCGCAGCCCAACUAUGCAGACACGCUCAUCAGCCAGGACAGCUGCGAGAAAAAUGAUCUUCUGUCAGCACCUCAGUCUUUACUUGAAGACAAAGGAGAAGAAGCAAUUCCUCAGGUAAACUCUCUCCACGAUAUAUGUAUAAGCUAUCGUUAAAAUAAAUAAAAUUACUUAUUUACUUAGCUUUCUCCACUGUUUACCAUCUCUCUUCUAUUUCCCAUAUUUCCUUGAGAAUAUAUUCAAUUUUUAGAAAAUGAGUCCUGAUGAAUUACUUCUCACUACUUCCAAGUGUUCACACAUUGUAAAGAGGAAGAAGGGCCAGAAUCAUGGUGUCAUAAGUAUAAAUCAGGAGUUAGUAGGUGAAGAUGGUCUUUAAGAACUCAAAAGAGCAUUGGAACUGGGAUAUCUCACUUCUUAUACUUUACUUCCCAUCCUUAUGUGACUCACCUCAUCUACCUGAAUCAACAAUUCCUUCUCUCUUAAAAAUACAAAGGUUGUUUUCUCAAGUGCUUUAAAAUUUAAGAGUUUUCUAUUUUAUAUUUGGUUUUGUUUAUGAAUAAUGAAACACUCGAUUUGGUUAUUUUCUGCUCACUCAAUCUUAUUUUUCCUUAGCUUGGCAGUGAGAUUCUUCAUUUUACUUGACUUGUAUGGCCUUUCUCAUUUAAAAGAUUGAAAUUUGCC
Molecule: messenger RNA, 4034 nt
Organism: Artibeus jamaicensis (Jamaican fruit-eating bat)
Lineage: Eukaryota; Metazoa; Chordata; Mammalia; Chiroptera; Phyllostomidae
Product: protocadherin gamma-A2-like
Exons: 1
Coding region: 1047-3509 (820 amino acids)
Biological process (GO): homophilic cell-cell adhesion
Cellular component (GO): plasma membrane
Molecular function (GO): calcium ion binding
Source: RefSeq, a predicted model, not a curated record